Molecule: messenger RNA, 819 nt
Organism: Oppiella nova
Lineage: Eukaryota; Metazoa; Arthropoda; Arachnida; Sarcoptiformes; Oppiidae
Source: the annotation of a GenBank genome assembly
AUGUCCGACACACACCGUCACCAGAAGAACCUGAUCUCUGUUUACCGCAAACGGAUCGGUAGCGAAAAUGAUUUGAAGAAAAGAGACAAACAUUUCUCAAAACAACGAAAACUAUCGGAGAAAGAGUCGGAUAUCGCGGACACUAAGCAUAAGUUAUCGCAGUCGUUGAUCUCAUUGUUUGACAAUGAGAUAAACAACACUUACGUGUUCAAGUCGCCCCUACAUUGGGAUGAGGUGUUCCGGAAUGUGACCAAACAGUACGGCCCGGUAUUCACGUUCUGGUUCGGGACUACACCGCAGGUUAUUGUGACGGACAGUGAGUUAGCCCGCGAGGCUUUCCGCAAGAAUGACUUCGCCGGCAGAACUGAUUCCUAUUUCGGCAGUCAGUUCUCUAACGAUGAGUUUACGGACGUAAUUAUGGCUGAUUAUGGCCACGAGUGGGAGGCUUUGAGACGGGUCGCCCACUCGGCUAUUCAGAAGUACUCGUCAAAUGAUAAAUUAGUGUAUUUAGCCAAUGAGUCGGUCGACCGGACGGUGAACACCAUAAUAGAGAAGGAAGGGCUGAACAAACCGUUUGUACCGCACGAGUAUAUAUUCCUAAUGUUUCUCAACAUUCUGGCUACCAGUGCCUUUGGACAGAGCUAUGAUUUAGAAGACAAGGAGUUUAAAGAACUUAAAUAUGGGAUCAAAGACUUUGGACGCGAAGUCGGCGGAAGGAUUUUGUUGUGGGAAUUCUUACCUAUAAUUCGUGUAUUGGAUAGAAAAAUGGUUAAAAAACAAAAGGCUGUGACAAGAGGUGUCAUCGACUUAAUUAGACAU